CUGAAACUGCAAGACUAUCUAAAGCAGCUUUAAAAGUGCAUUGCGAUUGGCCAAGAAUUAAAAUUGAAGGUUAGGGAGUUUAUAGUGUGCUUAAGUUAAAGCCAUUGAGUGAAGCAUGCAGGAGACCACCAUUGUUGCGGUUUGCUUUAUCACAGAUUCCUUCUGCUGCUAGAGAUGAGGGGAAGGUCGCAUACGUAAAGCUGCAACCAGACAAAAGGACCUAAAGAGAGCAAAUGCUUUGUUUUAGAGCCCACCCAUCACUUCUGGAUAUUGUAGUUGUUAUUUACUCACUUUAAGAUCUUGUCCACGAAUUGAAUGUUUCAUCAGGCAUCAAUGGCGAAAGUACUGCUCUAUAAGAGUUAGUGUUCUACCAACACUGUUCACUAGCGGUUUCAAAGUGAAGCCAAUGGAGCUAAGUAAGAAGCUCAUUUUGCUUCUUUCCAUUUUCUAUAUUUUCUUCUGCACUCGUGUGGAUUCAAGAGCUCAUUACCACAAGAAGAAGCCUCCGGCGAAUCCCUCCAUCGCUCUGCCUCCUGCUCCGGCACCGGUGCCUCUGACUAAACUCGGUGUUCACAGCGUCAUGUCGUUUGGAGCGGUAGGCGACGGGGUUUCCGACGACACCGAAGCUUUCAAGAGCGCGUGGGACUCCGCCUGCGAAGAAGAAGAGCCGGGAGUCAUCGUCGCUCCCCGCGGCUACUCCUUCAAGAUCAGGUCGAUCAUUUUCGCAGGGCCUUGUCGAAACGGCCUCGUUCUUCAGGUUGAUGGAACGAUCAUGGCUCCUGAUGGACCGGACGAGUGGCCUCAGCAUUACAGCCGGCGGCAGUGGCUGGUGUUCUACAGAGCAAAUGGCUUGGCACUGCAAGGUGGUGGACUGAUCGAUGGAAAAGGACACAAAUGGUGGAAUCUCCCCUGUAAACCACACAGAGGAAAAAACCACACCACGAUGCCCGGACCUUGCGAUAGUCCCGUCGUUUUUCGAUUCUUCAUGAGCUCGAAUAUUAAAGUGCAUGGGAUCAGAGUCAGGAACAGCCCCCAGUUCCAUUUCCGGUUCGACAACUGCCGGAACGUCACCGUCGACUCCGUAUCGAUCCGAUCGCCGGCGCUGAGCCCCAACACCGACGGCAUUCACGUCGAGAACAGCGUCGACGUGAACUUACGCAAUUCCGUGAUCUCCAGCGGCGAUGACUGCGUGUCGAUCGGAGCAGGAAGCAGCAACAUACACAUCAGAAACAUAACGUGCGGGCCGAGCCAUGGCAUAAGCAUCGGAAGCCUAGGAAAGCAGAGCAGCAGAGCAUGCGUGAGGAAUAUAACGGUGAAAGACUGCGUGAUUAAGCACUCCGACAACGGUCUCCGGAUCAAGACGUGGCAAGGCGGGUCGGGAUCCGUCUCCUCCGUCAGCUUCGUCAACGUUCUCAUGGAGGCGGUGAGGAACCCCAUCAUCAUCAACCAGUACUACUGCCUCGGAGGAGGAGCGUGCCGGAACCAGACGUCGGCGGUCUUCGUCUCCGACGUCGCGUACGAGGGGAUCAAGGGGUCGUACGACAGCCGGAGCCCGGCGGUGCACUUCGGGUGCAGCGACGCGGUGCCCUGCACCAACAUCACGCUGGCGGAGGUGGAGCUCCUGCCGGCGCAGGGGGAGAUCAUCGCCGAUCCCUUCUGCUGGAACGUGUACGGGGUGUCGCGCACGCUGACUAUACCGCCGGUGGCCUGCCUGCUGCGCGGCGUGCCAAGGUCCACCAUGGACAUCGAGUCGAGCGGCUGUUACUGAUCAUCGAGAUGGUAGAGAAGAUCAAAACAGCGUGUAUAGAGUGAAAGUAAAAACAUUUAUUCGAUGUAAUAGUA
This is a messenger RNA of Zingiber officinale, 1842 nucleotides long. RefSeq names its product polygalacturonase At1g48100-like. Gene Ontology annotation, molecular function: polygalacturonase activity. NCBI's taxonomy places the organism in Eukaryota, Viridiplantae, Streptophyta, Magnoliopsida, Zingiberales, Zingiberaceae. The record is from RefSeq and is a predicted model, not a curated record. The coding region runs from base 407 to 1768 and encodes 453 amino acids. Gene Ontology annotation, biological process: carbohydrate metabolic process. The transcript is spliced from 5 exons.